GGGAAUCCUUUGGUUAUGCAGAAGUAGGCAAAUAUGGCGACGGAGGAUGAGGCAGGUAAUCAUGAAAGCGAGGGAGGACCAGGCUUAGGAGGCAGUGCUGUGCAAAGCAAGGAAGGACAGAAAGACAGGGAAUCAACAAAUCCGGAUGGCACGGAAGGGAACCGGAAGGAAAUAUCCUCGGGGGAGAACUCGGAAAAAAACGGGGGAAGCAGACAGGGGACUCAGGAAAACAAGGACGGCAGAAAUAAGGAUAGGGCAAGCCCCGGAAACUCGGAGGGAGCUGUGUCUAAGAAAGUAAGGGUCACGGACGCGAGGCGCAAACUAGCAGAGAUAGAGAAAAGGACCGCGAAAUACAAGGCAUGGUUAAUCGAAGAAAUGAUGACUGGGAACGAGGAAGACUCUCUGCAGGAGGUACCGCGAGACGAACAGAAAACCAGCCGGGGCGGAACUGGGCAAGGGGACAAGGGUAGUGAUCAUGGGGGAACGCUGAGCAAAAGAAGGAAAGAAAGAGAGAACUCUCCGAGAAUGGAGGCAGAGAAGGCUACGAACCCCUUAGCCACAGACAGUAGGGCUAGCCGUCUACCGACCUCGCCAGCGGUAUCGCGAGGAUGCGAAGGGCUCUGGAGCCUCAGAGAAAGGGUGUUGGGAUGGUUCGACCCGAAAGGAACGACAAAGACUAGAGGAGGGCAGAAGACUAGCAAGGAAGGGCCAGAUACCAGCGUGGCAGGCGAGGCCAGUACCUCCGAAGGCGGCCUUAGCAAGAUAGUAUCAUCCCUCACACGAGCACUAAACAAAAAUCAAGGCUACCUAGCGGAUGCUAAGAAAAAGUUGACGUUCGAUGGGGCGAACAUUACGGAGUUCCUGAUCGACUACGAGAACCUAGCUGCGUUACUAAAGUGGACCGAGGAGGAAAAAAUGGAGCACCUAGGACAGCUUGUGUCGUUAAGCCUAGGACGGGACAUAAUGGGCAUUGUAGCCGCAAGCCGGUCUUGGAAGGAGACCCGGGAUGUGGUGAUGAGGAAGUACCUAGCGGCAGAGAAAAUGGCAACGGAGGCUGACCUAGCAGCUGUUCAGAGGAAAAACUUCGCAACGUACAAUGAUUUCCUACGGGAAUUUACUCUAGUAGCACUAAGGAUCCCCGGGGUCACGGACCGGAUAAUGAGCAAAUAUUUCCUUAGGCAGUUCUCUGAGUUCGAUAAAGACAAGAUCCUGUCAGCCUACCAACAGACAAGCAAGUUCGUAAACACGCGGGAUGUUGAUUUUAGUACGGUAACAGAUCUGGCUGAGAAAACGGUAGUGACAGAAACGUUGGCUCUGCUCAAGGAAGGGGAGAUCAUAGACUUGACCAGUAGGACGGACGACAAGGUGAAAAAGGGGAUUGAAAGCCUAUACAAACGGGUGCAUGGAGUCGACAACAAGAUUGAAAGGAUGGAUAGCGCGCUACUAGUUAUGCAGGCACAAGUAUCCCGGCCCCCUCUCCCGCCCCAGGAAGCAGUAGUUCCGCCAGGGGUAGCCAAUCGAGGAUAUGGACGGAGAGAUCCCGCCAACGAACAAUGCAAAUACUGUACCGCGGUAGGACAUUUUGUGCGGGCAUGUCCGAAGCUUAACCAUGACAUACUGAAAAGGAGGUGUACCAGGUCAUUAAAGGGGGAGAUAUUUGGACCACAAGGGAAACGGGUGAACUGGAACUCGCCAGGAGGGAUGCGGCGAGCCAUUAUCAUGCUCAACGGGUUAGAAAUAACGGCCGUAGAAGCCGAACCGGUGGGCGAGAUCAUCUGGGAUCAACUCCGGGGGCGCGGGCCGCCGACCAACUUUAUUUUGAAAAGCGACGGAUAUGAUAGGGUGAACGCAACCACUCGACUGGGAACGACCGGGAGAAGGAUUAACUGUGACACCAUUAUGGAGGAGGUCGCCGGAAGCUCCGAACCCCAGACGGAGCCUGAGGCCGAGGAACCAGAGAAAGUCUAUGGGAAGCCUAGGGAAGAGGAGCCUGUGGACAAGGUUACCGCUGCUAAGAAGAAGUUUAGGUAUAAAAUCCUGAUCUUAACCUUGCCUGAGCUCGACGACGCCAUUAGCAAGUUACUAGGAACCAUGGUGUCGGUGUCUUUUCAGACCAUGCUGCAGGCUAGCCCUAGGUUGCUCAAAGGGCUCAGACAACUGUUGACUCGGAGGCGAGUAGAAAUAGGCGACAACUCCGAAUUACCAGGAGGGGAAAGGGAGGAGGAAGCGCCGCAAGAAGUGGCUAACCUUCAGAGGAGUCACAGGGACUUAGAGGAUCUCGAAAAGGCCUUUGCAGACAUUCGGGUCAGGGAAUCGAUCUGGUCGUUUCAGCGGAUGACCGUAAUGGAGGAAAUGAACCACGACAUAAUCCUCGGGAGACCGUGGUGCGCGAACGUGGAGAUGAUAGGCAUGCACUUGCACGAUGGCUCAUACAUGGUAGACAUAGAGGAUCCUGUGACCGGCCGAGGAGAGCUCCUCCGACUCCUUGGGACGGGAGGAGACCCCCCGAAGGGGAAAUUGGCAACAUGGUCGCCGUCGUUCGAGGAUAGCACGCGAAAAGGGGCUUUCGCACGGAUGGAGGGUAUGAGAGAAAGGGUAGAAAUCAUGAUUGAGGAAGCAUUCAACAAGAAGGAGUGGAUCAAGAUGGGCCUGCCCCAGAAGAAGAGGAGGCAGGAGGAUGAAGUCCUAGGUGUUAUGGUAGCGGAAAAGGAGUCAGAGGUCGAACUUGGUGCUAGCCUGCCCAAACAGAAAGAAGUACGCAUAGACGUGCCGGAAAUCGCACUCGAGAUCCCAGAUCUAUUGCAACUCAUCAAGGCCCUCGGAUACCACAAGGUAGGAGUGGAUUCGGCGGCCUUGGCCAAGUUCGAAAGAGAGGUGCAAAAGGGAUAUUGCUUGAAUGGGAAACUAAUCCCGGAAGGAAGUGUUCGAAAGUACAAGCCGGUAGGGAAGAAAGCAAAACCGGUCUCGAUCCUGCUAGAAACAUCAAAGAAAGAGACUAUGGAGAAGGAGGAAGAGGUCCUUCGAGUGAUCCGAGAAAGAAGGGCGACGGAGGGACAUCGGAUACCAGAUGAGGUAGCGGACACAAUGAAGAUAGGGAUAGACGGGUUCUUAACGGAAGAAGAAACCCGUCUGAUCAAAAGGACCUGUGAGGAGUUUCACCUGGCAUUUGCCUUUAGUGAUCACCAGAAGGGACGACUGGAUGCGAAGUUGAUCCCGCCGGGCAGAAUCCACACGGUAGAACAUGAGUGCUGGAAUGACAAGGGGCCAUCCUAUGAAUUUGGAAUAGCAGGAGAAGUAACAGACCUCUUCCGAGCGAAGAUGGACUCCUUCAUUGCGGAGCCUACGGCAUCGCCAUACGCAAAUCGGUGGUUCGUCUUUCGGAAGCCUAACAAGACGCUAAGGUGGAUUCAGGACCUGCAGAAGUUGAAUGCGGUAACCAUCCAGGAUGCUGGCUCGCUACCUCAGGCUGACUUAUUAGCAGAAUCGCACGCCGGUCGGAGCAUUUACUCCCUGAUAGAUCUGUACUCAGGGUACGACCAACUUCCGUUGGAUGUUCGAGACAGGCCAUACACCGCUAUGCACACCCCCGUAGGCCAGCUACAAAUGCAAGUGACACCUAUGGGAUUCACAAAUGCGGUGGCCGAAGCGCAACGCAGGAUGCUCGCCGUGGCCGGGGACAUGUUCCCAGAAAAAUGUGAGCCUUACAUCGAUGACAAUCCGAUCAAAGGCACGCAGGAGAAGGACGAGACGAAAGUCCAGUCAGUGAUCCGACGUUUUGUGUGGGAUCACCUGCAGGACAUCAAGGACUUACUCCGCCGGUUUCUAGUAUACAACAUUACGGCUAGUGGACCAAAGAGUAUCCUAGCAAUACCGGAGGUAACUAUACUAGGAUUUCGUUGCGGUGCUUACGGCAGGAAACCGAAUCCGGCAAAGACCGACAAGAUAUCACAGUGGCCGACACCACUGUGCACGACGACGGAGGUAAGGGCAUUCCUAGGCGUAGUCGGCUUUUGGAGGAUCUUCAUUAAGAACUUUGCCAAGAUUGUUGAGCYUAUCCGGGCUAUGAUAAGGGAAGAAGGAACCAUGGAUUGGAUGGAGGAGCGAGAAGGAGUUGUCCAAAGGCUCAAGGACAUAUUGACAUCUGAGACAGUCGCCCUGUCCGCGUCUUGUUUUAAUGACGAAGUGGAACGACCCUUCAUCCUAGAGACGGAUGGAGGACCUUUGGCCGUAGGAGGUGUGUUGAUUCAAAGGGAUGAAGGAGGAAUAGAGAGGCCGAUUAGGUUCGAAAGUAGAACCCUGAACUCCGCAGAACGGCGGUACUCACAAUUCAAGAAGGAAGUCGUAGCCAUGCUGCAUUGCCUUAAGACCUUCCAAGCCUACCUAUUUGGGAGGCGGUUCAUCUUAAGGAUCGAUCCGACGAAUGUCGCGGGGGCUCUAAAGAAUUGCAGGCCUAUAGAUCCGACGGUAGGGAGAUGGGUAGGAUUCAUCUGGCAGUUUCAUUACAAAAUCGAACGGAUUGUUGGAAUCCGCAACAAGGCAGAUGGGCCGAGUCGGGUUUGCAUCACUCCCGAAGGGAUGGAGGAUGCAGAGCCCAUAGACGCAUUCCUCGAAUACGAAGGAGGGACUCUCACGGUGGAUAACGAAAUAAUGAGCGAGGGAUGCACAUCGGGAGAACUAUUAAUCCAGACUUUGGAGAAGGGGGCACCUGCCGUAGUAGCAAAACUUAGAGAAGGACCAGUUAUCAUUCGAGGACGCAGAGAAGAAAAAGAUUCAUGGGGAGCGAUAGUAGGACCGAAAGAGGAACUAAUGGCAAUGGCGGUCGAGGGAGGCCGGAAAACAGUGAUGAGCUUAGUGGAAUCUUGGGAAAGGAAAAAAUUGCAAUGGGUGGUAAACCAGAUGCAGGGAGGAAAGGAUGAGGGCAAGGAAAGAGAGGAGUUUUUCUAUGUCCAAUUAUACGAAGGGCUCUUUCGGGAGAUCGGACUGUUAUUGGUAGGGAACAAACAACCUACGGAAGUCAGUAUUAAAGCAAGAGAAGAAGCCGAAAGGUACGUCCUAAAGAGCGGGCAUCUGUUCCGAAGGGAGGAAGGUGCUAUGCCAAGGAGGGUUGUGUGCGGAAGAUCUAGGCAAUUAGAUGUUAUCCAGACAAUGCACGAUGGGUUCGCUGGAGGUCAUCAGUCGUCCAAAGGAACGCUUGCAAAGAUGACGCCACUCUAUUAUUGGCCAGGCAUGGCAGGCAUGGUCGCCAUAUACUGCCAGACUUGCCUUAUUUGCCAAGAACAAAGCUCAGUGCGGGUCUUCGAGUUGCUUAGACCAACGCAGGUGCUAGGGCCGGGACAUCUGGUCCACCUCGACCUUGCGGUCAUGCCCGUAUCAACGGAUGGGUACAGGUAUAUUCUAGAUGCGCGAGACAACUUGAGUGGGUUCAUGGAGGCAGUCACCCUCAAGAAAAAGAUAGGGAGGAGUGUGGCGGACUGGAUAGAAGACUUCUACUUGAGGCAUCCGUUCGUUAGGAGGUUCAUAGCAGACAAUGAGACGGAAUUUGUGAACCAAGAAGUAUUGGGGAUGCUUAAGAGACUCUGCGUACCGAUCAAACUCAUCGAGCCGUAUCACCCUGAGGCCAAUGCACCUGUGGAAAGGGGGCACCAAACCUUGAAGAACACGAUUGCAAAGCUCGCAGCGGACCAUCUGGGGAACUGGCCUAGAUAUCUUAAGCAGGCUGUCUUUGUAGAGAAUAUGACCCCUAAAAGGACAAAAGGAUGUAUCCCGGCAGAGCUUUGGUACGGAAGAGAGAUCGACUUUCCUGUGGAAGCCUUGGUACCUACCUGGAAUAGGUUAGAUGAAGAUCCGCAAAUGACCACUGAAGAUUUAAUCGAGGCAAGAUGUCAACAAAUCCUUAAGAAUGAGGAGGUCAUGGAAGACAUCGCCAACUGGGUACUAGACAGCAGAAGAGGGACAAAACAAGGCAGCAUGACUUGGAAACCCUCACCCCUCCGCGAGGGAGAAGGCAUAGAAAUCUCGUCUGACAGUGAGGGAAGGAAGGAAAAGGCAGAAGUGGAAGAAGGAGGCAAUGCAGGUAUGGGAGAUAAGGUUCAGGUCUCUGAUGAGGAAGGAGCUAACAGGGGCAAACGACAUGAGACUUGGCGUGGGGAAAGCGAGGAGGAACAAGACAUGCGUGACGAACAUGAGGAGGGUGAUGAAAGAAGGGAGAGCCCGCUUGAAGGACGAAGUGGUCACGACAAUUGCGAGGGGUAUGGGGCGGGGAUAGAGACCCCUUUUACCUACGAUCCGAAGAGCCUUGGUGGUGGGUAUAGCCCCAUACAGACAGAAGACGAGGAGGACGAGGAGGAAGAUGUGCGAGAAGUCAUAGAAAUUAGCAACGGGGAUGAGAGGGAUGAUAUCUCAAAGCCUAGGGAGGAGGGGCGGCCUCCGAUGCACUAGCCGGGCGACGGGGCUUUCAGAUGGGAAGACGAGUUUGGGCCGACACCUAGUCAUUGGUUUCA
Chara braunii is the source of this 6500-nucleotide messenger RNA. The record is from the annotation of a GenBank genome assembly. Lineage: Eukaryota; Viridiplantae; Streptophyta; Charophyceae; Charales; Characeae.